Oryza brachyantha (malo sina) is the source of this 2181-nucleotide messenger RNA. RefSeq names its product putative laccase-17. The record is from RefSeq and is a predicted model, not a curated record. Gene Ontology annotation, biological process: lignin catabolic process. Gene Ontology annotation, molecular function: copper ion binding; hydroquinone:oxygen oxidoreductase activity. The coding region runs from base 76 to 1770 and encodes 564 amino acids. The transcript has 4 exons. NCBI's taxonomy places the organism in Eukaryota, Viridiplantae, Streptophyta, Magnoliopsida, Poales, Poaceae. Gene Ontology annotation, cellular component: apoplast.
AUAAAGGGUGAGGUGUACUGCAACAGAUAUAUGCUGCACACAAUCAAUUCAGAUAGCUUCAGACUUUGAGGCAGCAUGUCAAGGAGUGGGUGUGCAUGCUAUUGCUGGCUGAUCGCGCUGCUCUGCUCCCAGCUGGCUGCUGCCAAGGAGCAAUACCAUGAGUUUGUGAUCAGGGAGGCGACGGUGAAGAGGCUGUGCAAGAGGCAGAGCGUGAUGACGGUGAACGGGCAGUUCCCGGGGCCGACGCUGGAGAUCAGCGAGGGGGACUCGCUCAUCAUCAACCUCAUAAACCGGGGCAGAUACAACAUGACGCUGCACUGGCAUGGCGUGCGGCAGAUGAGGACGGGGUGGUCGGACGGGCCGGAGUACGUGACGCAGUGCCCGGUGAGGCCGGGGCAGAGCUACCGGUAUCGCUUCACGGUGGCCGGGCAGGAGGGCACCCUGUGGUGGCACGCACACUCCACCUGGCUCCGCGCCACCGUCUAUGGCGCCCUCCUCAUCCGCCCUCGCGACGGCACCAACUAUCCCUUCGACGCCCAGCCUGCAGGGGAGCUCGCCCCCAUCCUGCUUGGGGAGUGGUGGGACAUGAACCCCGUCGACGUGGUGCGUGCCGCCACACGCACCGGCGCCGCGCCCAACAUCUCCGACGCCCUCACCAUCAACGGCCAGCCCGGCGACCUCUACAACUGCUCCUCCCAGGACACGGCCCUCUUUCCGGUCAAGUCCGGCGAGACCAAUCUUGUGCGCUUCAUCAACGCCGCGCUCAACACGGAGCUCUUCGUCUCCCUCGCCGGCCACAACAUGACCGUCGUCAGCGCCGACGCCUCUUACACCAAGCCGUACACCACCUCGGUCCUCCUGCUCGGCCCCGGCCAGACCACCGAUGUGCUCGUCACCUUCGACCAGCCCCCCGGCCGCUACUACCUCGCCGCCCGCGCCUACGCCAGCGCGCAGGGCGUGCCCUUCGACAACACCACCACCACCGCCAUCUUCGACUACGGCGCCGGCAAUGGCAGCUCCAGCCCCGCAAUGCCCACCCUCCCGGCGUACAACGACACCGCCACGGCGACCGCCUUCACGACGAGCCUGCGCGGCCUCCGCAAGGCGGAGCUCCCGUCGCGCGUGGACGAGAGCCUCUUCUUCACCGUCGGCGUGGGCCUCUUCAACUGCUCCAAGGGGCAGCAGUGCGGCGGGCCGAACGGGAUGCGGUUCGCGGCGAGCAUCAACAACGUCUCCUUCGUGCUCCCCUCCUCCUCCUCCAUCCUUCAGGCGCACUACCAUGGCGCGGCCAACGGCGUCUUCACCGCCGACUUCCCGGCCAACCCGCCGGUGCAGUUCGACUACACGGCGCAGAACGUGAGCCGCGCGCUGUGGCAGCCGGUGGCGGGCACCAAGGUGUACAGGCUCAAGUACGGGUCGGCCGUGCAGGUGGUGCUCCAGGGCACCAACAUCUUCGCCGGCGAGAACCAUCCCAUCCACCUCCACGGCUACGACUUCUACAUCCUCGCGGAGGGGCUCGGCAACUUCGACGCCGGCAGGGACACGGGCAAGUUCAACCUGGAGGACCCGCCGAUGAGGAACACGGUGGGCGUGCCGGUGAACGGGUGGGCGGUGAUCAGGUUCGUGGCGGACAACCCGGGGGUGUGGCUGAUGCACUGCCAUCUGGACGUGCACAUCACCUGGGGCCUCGCCAUGGCCUUCCUCGUCGACGACGGCGUCGGUGAGCUGCAGUCGCUCGAGGCACCUCCACCUGACCUGCCACUCUGCUGACUGCUCGCUGAUUAAUUAUUUAUUUGGAGGCAUUACUCAAUUGCAUUUUUCACAUUUGAUUCUUCAUUAAGAAAUGGACAACAUUCUAGUCAAUGUUCAAAUUAAUGCAUGUAUAACAACAGCAGUUCGAGGUGUAUCAACAAAAGUUGCUACUCGUAAUCGGGACUUCUAUGUAUCAACUAUCGAUAAAUUUUCUCGCAAAAAUUUAUCAAAUGAAAAUAUAAUAGAAUUGUGAUCGAUGUAAUUACGAUGUAACUUGAAUGGAACUACAGAAUAGCCAAUGUGUGACUUGUAAAAACCCCGUGCUAGCACGCUGCUUAUAUGAGGCGGAGGUCGUGAGAUCGAAUCCUGUCACUUGUGUGCACCCAAUUGAAUUUGCAUGUAUUAUCAUUCACAUUCGAUUCAUUAAGA